Dendroctonus ponderosae (mountain pine beetle) is the source of this 947-nucleotide messenger RNA. Its product is annotated as anionic trypsin-2-like. Gene Ontology annotation, biological process: proteolysis. Lineage: Eukaryota; Metazoa; Arthropoda; Insecta; Coleoptera; Curculionidae. Bases 143 to 931 code for a protein of 262 amino acids. The record is from RefSeq and is a predicted model, not a curated record. Gene Ontology annotation, molecular function: serine-type endopeptidase activity. The transcript is spliced from 6 exons.
AAACCGUAUAACGCAAGAUAGUCAACCAAGCUUUGAAAUUUACACUUUUGCGGCAACUCUCCAAAAAGGUGUGCUGCUGUUUCUCGAAGCGGAAAUCUAUAAAAAUAAAUGCAAAUUCGAAUUUUGUAUUUUUAGUAGUAAAAUGUGCAGCAACUAUGUUCGGUUCACGAUAUUACUAGCAACCUUGUUCGGAUUUUCAAUAGCUGAACGAAAAAGCGCUGAUAUUCUUCACGGAAAGGUGGUUGAUAUUACGGAACAUCCCUAUCAAGUGGCUCUACUCAAUACCAAAGUCAAUAAAAUUAUUUGUGGGGGAGUUAUAAUCAAGCCAAGGAUUGUAUUCACCGCUGCUCAUUGCACGCACACGAGAAAUGAUACUCCGAGGAAAAAUUUGGCUGUAUUGGUAGGCGCCAAUUAUGUGCAUGAUUAUGACGGAAAUCUACAUCAUAUCGACAAAGUGAUUAAACAUCCAGACUUCUCCUAUCAUACGUUGGACAGUGAUAUGUCGGUGCUACUAUUGAAGGAACCAAUCAAGUUUAGCGAAAAAGCGCGAAAUAUUGAUAUUUCCACAGAUGACCAUCCGGGUGGCACCAAAGCUUCAGUGUCUGGAUGGGGACGAACUGAGACUGGCGUCCAAUCAACACAUUUGAGAGCAGUACAAGUGGAACUGGAUCAUCACCACAACUGCCAUAAACAUUUCCCGGGUGUUUUUCAUCCGACCAUUACUGAGAAUAUGGUUUGUCUUAAACCGCACCAUAAAUCAACCUACUACGGGGACAGCGGAGGUCCAUUGACGGUGAAUGGAAAACUCGUGGGGUUGGUGUCGUUUGGUCGAACACUAAAGCCAAACAUGAAAACCUCAGUGUUUACCAAAGUGGGGAAUUUUCUGGAAUUUGUAGAAGAUUCUGUACCAAAGGAGUAUAUGGAGGAAUAAAUACCUUAAUUAUGAA